Aspergillus versicolor CBS 583.65 is the source of this 1153-nucleotide messenger RNA. RefSeq lists its product as uncharacterized. Bases 43 to 924 code for a protein of 293 amino acids. The transcript is spliced from 5 exons. The record is from RefSeq and is a predicted model, not a curated record. Lineage: Eukaryota; Fungi; Ascomycota; Eurotiomycetes; Eurotiales; Aspergillaceae.
GAUUCUUUUCCCUUGAUUUAACAAACAUCCAUUCUCCCCAAUAUGUCGGCCACCGCAAACAAUGUGAUCGCUACAGGCACCUCGUCGGGCCUGGGGUUCGAAGUGAUUAAACAAUUGCUCGAGAAGCCCGAGCCUUACAACUUUGUUCUGGGUGCCCGAGACAUUCAAAAAGCCCAAACCGCCUUUGACGAGCUCAAAUACGACACCUCCAGGCAUACAAUCUCCCUUCUGCCGGUUGAUUUUACCGAUCUGCGUAGUGUACAGCUAUUCGCGCAGCAGGCUCUGGCCAAGCUAGGCCACAGGAAGCUGGAUCUUCUUUUCUUGUGUGCGGGAAUGGCUGCUCCUGCUGAAGGACCUGGUCCUCACGGCUCACAGUGGUGUGCUUCAUAUGUUGUGAACCACCUCUCUCAGCAUUAUCUCGUCCACCAACUCCGUGAAACCCUGGCUGCUUGUAAAUCGCGCAUUGUCGUGGUGUCAUCCGGAGCUAUUCGAAACGUUAGGAAUCAAGACCCGAGAACCCUUGAUGUCGACUUGAAGGCCAACUCUGGGGCAGACCGCGGCGUGGUGUACAGUGCCUCCAAGUUCGCCCAAUUACUGGGUGCGCACUAUUGGCGUCGCGAGCUGCCUGGCUGUACAGUUGUGGCAGUUUCGCCCGGCCUGAUCCCCGGCACGACGCUGGCUGGAAGAGACCUGGGCUUGACCAUGGACAUGCCCGAUGCCAAAACCGUCCCUGAGGGUGCCCAGAAUCUCCUCCGUGCCUGGACCAUCAAUGAUUUCCCUGCAGACCCGGAACAAAUCAUGUUGACCAGCUGGGGUGAGUGGUGGCCGAAGGAAGUUUUCCAGCUUAGCUUGGACACUGCACUUCAGAACAAAUGGUGCCUGAGUAGGGAUGAUAUCGAGACAACCGAGGGCCUUUCUGCAUAAUGACGAUACUAUAGCUACUCUUCCUGUAGACAAUCGCUCGCGGUGAGGUCUUACAAAGCGUUUUAUUAAAAAAAUUACCUAGGCUUGGUAUGGCAAUUGGCGCCAUAUUUAUACUCGCACGGUUGCUGUUGGCACCGGGCUUUAGGCUUCAACACAACCGUCUUCAAUUAGUCUGCGACGAGGAAGUUUAUUGAUUUAGAGACACUGAGUAGCAUACAAUCAUUAUCCU